GCGGCCGGAGCCAUCCAGCGUUCCAGCCAGCCAGCCACAUACCAACAAGCUCGGCAAGCCGCUCAUCGGAAGCGACGAGCCGCGGCGGGAACGGCCGAUCGAUCGAUCUGCUCUGCGUGAGGGAUUCAUGGCGGAUGCCGGGGCGGCGGGGAAGAGGACGACGAGGGUGGGGGACUACGAGCUCGGCAAGACGAUCGGGGAGGGGAGCUUCGCCAAGGUCAAGAUCGCCCGCCACACGCGCACCGGCGAAGCCUUCGCCAUCAAGGUGCUGGACCGCAACCAUGUGCUUCGUCACAAGAUGGUCGAGCAGAUCAAACGGGAGAUUUCCACCAUGAAGCUAAUAAAACAUCCAAAUGUGGUCCAGUUGCACGAGGUCAUGGCUAGCAAAUCAAAGAUAUACAUGGUUCUUGAAUUUGUUGACGGAGGCGAACUUUUUGAUAAGAUUGUCAAUUCUGGGAGGCUAGGAGAAGAUGAAGCAAGAAGAUACUUCCAUCAACUUAUAAAUGCAGUAGAUUAUUGCCACAGUAGAGGAGUGUACCAUAGAGAUCUGAAGCCAGAGAAUCUGCUUCUUGACUCACAUGGGGCUCUUAAAGUUUCAGACUUUGGCCUCAGCGCGUUUGCUCCACAAACAAAAGAGGAUGGGCUUCUGCAUACCGCUUGCGGAACUCCAAAUUACGUUGCACCUGAGGUGCUUGCUGAUAAAGGUUAUGAUGGUAUGGCUGCUGAUGUAUGGUCCUGUGGCAUAAUCUUAUUUGUCCUCAUGGCUGGUUAUUUACCUUUCGAUGACUCCAACUUAAUGACCCUGUACAAACUGAUUUGCAAGGCAAAAUUUUGUUGCCCACAGUGGUUUUCUUCAGGUGCAAAGAAGCUCAUUAAGCGCAUAAUUGAUCCUAAUCCUCAAACUAGAAUAACAAUUGCAGAAAUUUUGGAAGAUGAUUGGUUCAAACAGGACUACAAACCACCACUUUUUGAGCAAGGUGAAGAUGUGAGCCUUCAUGAUGUUGAUGCUGCAUUCGAUGGUUCAGAGGAGAAUCUCGUGGCAGAGAGGAGAGAAAAGCCUGAAUCCAUGAAUGCAUUUGCUCUAAUUUCAAGAUCCCAGGGAUUCAACCUUGGAAAUUUAUUUGAGAAGGGAUCGAUGGGAUCGGCGAAGCGGGAAACAUCCUUCACAUCUCAAUGUACACCACAGGAGAUCGUGUCUAAAAUAGAGGAAGCUUGUGGACCUCUUGGUUUCAAUGUGCGGAAACAGAACUAUAAGAUGAAGUUAAAAGGUGACAAGACUGGAAGAAAAGGCCAUUUAUCUGUAGCAACAGAGGUUUUCGAGGUUGCUCCAUCACUCCACAUGGUUGAGCUUCGUAAAACCGGAGGGGACACGUUGGAGUUUCACAGUUUCUACAAGAACUUUUCAUCAGAAUUGAAAGACAUAGUGUGGAAAUCUGAAUCUGAUACUAAUGCAACCAAGAAAAGGUGAUAACAGAGAAUAUCGUCUUCAUUGUCUUGUGCACAUUGGCUGUGAAUCCUAGUAAAAGAAGCGCUCUCUUUUUUUUCUCUUAGCGCAAUUGUAGACAUGCAUGUUUAAGGCCCUCCCAGAGAUGCACCUUGUAUUAUUGCAGUUGGGAUGCCAAAUAGGUGUCCUAAAUAUGCUUUUGGUGGCUAGUAGGGUUGUGUGCCUUUCAUUUAGUGAUGAAUUAAUAAGUAUCUAAUCAGAUCAAAAUUUGAAACUGGGCGGCUAUGUAAUUUAAGACUAAGCUGUGCUCCUGUUCUUGAGAAAUCUAGCCGUGAAAUGGCAGUGUAACUUUGUUA
This is a messenger RNA of Oryza brachyantha (malo sina), 1800 nucleotides long. RefSeq names its product CBL-interacting protein kinase 9. Gene Ontology annotation, biological process: signal transduction; protein phosphorylation. The transcript is spliced from 15 exons. Lineage: Eukaryota; Viridiplantae; Streptophyta; Magnoliopsida; Poales; Poaceae. Gene Ontology annotation, molecular function: protein kinase activity; ATP binding. The coding region runs from base 128 to 1468 and encodes 446 amino acids. The record is from RefSeq and is a predicted model, not a curated record.